Messenger RNA from Dermatophagoides farinae (American house dust mite), 831 nucleotides. RefSeq lists its product as uncharacterized. Gene Ontology annotation, molecular function: structural constituent of chitin-based larval cuticle. NCBI's taxonomy places the organism in Eukaryota, Metazoa, Arthropoda, Arachnida, Sarcoptiformes, Pyroglyphidae. The record is from RefSeq and is a predicted model, not a curated record. Gene Ontology annotation, cellular component: chitin-based extracellular matrix.
GCAUCGAUAUCAAUUGAUUUUAUUCGAUUCCAAGUCAGUUUUAGUUAGCUGAAAAAUUUAAAAAAAACCGAAAAUGAAAUUCUUCAUUGUUUUUGCUACCUUGGUCGCUGCUGCCAGCGCUGUUCCAUACGCUACCCAUGGUGGUAUCGUCAACACUGGUGCUUCAGCUGUUAGCCGAUCAGAUGAUGGUUAUGGCAACUAUGCUUUCGGUUACAAUGAAGAUCACGCCACUGGUGGUACCUUCCGUAAAGAAAAAGGUGGUCCAGGUUAUCAAACUGGUUCAUACGGUCUCCGUGAUGCUGAUGGCCGUAUGCGUGUUGUCAACUAUGUUGCCGAUGCUCAUGGUUUCCGAGCUUCAGUUCAAACCAAUGAACCAGGUACCGAUCCAAAACAAGAUCCAGCUGCAACUUCAUUGACCGGUGGUCAUGCUGGUGUUAUCGCUGGUCCAGCAAUCGCAGCUGCUCCAAUUGCCCACGCCGCUCCAUUGAUGGCUGCUCCAAUUGCCCACGCCGCUCCAAUCGCUCAUGGUUUGCCAAUCGCCUCAUCAUAUUCAGUAUCAACUCAACAUGCUUCAAUUGCUGCUCCAAUGCACGCUGCACCACUUGCUGGUUAUGGUUAUGCUAAAGCUGGUUACGGCUUGGGUGGUCACUAUUAAGUGAAACAUAAAAUGCUCAACUAUGACUUUUAACUGAAACAAAUUCCGAUCAAAAAAAGACUUAAAAAUUGUAUUCAAAAUUGAUCACCAAAAAAAACCCCAAACACACCCACAAACAAAUGACAAAUGGAUUCAAAUUAAUGUCGAAUCCGGAUAUUGCCAUUGCCAAAUACACC